Rhopalosiphum padi (bird cherry-oat aphid) is the source of this 453-nucleotide messenger RNA. RefSeq lists its product as uncharacterized. The coding region runs from base 1 to 453 and encodes 150 amino acids. The transcript has a single exon. The record is from RefSeq and is a predicted model, not a curated record. NCBI's taxonomy places the organism in Eukaryota, Metazoa, Arthropoda, Insecta, Hemiptera, Aphididae.
AUGACGUUUACUCGUUCCCGUUCUACUAUCCUUUUUGACUACAAUAUCUCUGGUUUGACAAUUGAACGCGUUGAUAAUCUAAUCGACCUAGGUUUUAAACUAGCUAGUACCCUUAGUCCAAGUCCUCAUAUUGCGAUGAUUACUAGUAGGGCAUUUAAAGUUUUAGGGUUCAUUAUGCGUCUAUCUAAAGACUUUAAAUUGUCAAAAUCGUUAAAAUCACUAUAUUGUGCUUUAGUUCGUCCUAUUUUAAAGUACGGGUCGGUUGUCUGGGAUCCGUUCACUGUUUCUGAUAUUAAUCAACUCAAACGUGUUCAACUUAGAUUUUUGAGAUUUUGUUGUUUUGUGUUAGGCAUUCCCCAUUUAGCUCACGAUUAUACCAAUAUCGCUAACGUACUUGACCUGCCAACUCUUGCUGAACGAAGAAGAACUUUAAAUUUAAAAUGUAUUUACUAA